This is a messenger RNA of Blepharisma stoltei, 267 nucleotides long. NCBI's taxonomy places the organism in Eukaryota, Ciliophora, Heterotrichea, Heterotrichida, Blepharismidae. The record is from the annotation of a GenBank genome assembly.
AUGAAGUCUUUUUUACUGACGAUAAGUUUAAUAAUCAUAUUAGAAGAAAAUAAAGGCAUCAGAAAAUUUUCAAAAUGAUUUGAAAAAGAGAAGAUUUGGAUGCCAAAAGUUUUUCUAUUAACUCAAAUGCAACUCAUUUUAUCAAAACACAAUAAAGAAAGCAAUUUAGAUGCAUGUGAGGGUUUUCUAAUGAUGAAACGUGCAAAAUUUAAGAUUCUACUAGAAAAAAUACUCGAUUUAAUUAGAAAGCAAGAAAAAAAAGUUUAA